Lingula anatina is the source of this 1652-nucleotide messenger RNA. Its product is annotated as apoptosis regulator BAX. Lineage: Eukaryota; Metazoa; Brachiopoda; Lingulata; Lingulida; Lingulidae. Gene Ontology annotation, cellular component: mitochondrial outer membrane. Gene Ontology annotation, molecular function: channel activity; BH domain binding. The record is from RefSeq and is a predicted model, not a curated record. Gene Ontology annotation, biological process: mitochondrial fusion; regulation of apoptotic process; extrinsic apoptotic signaling pathway in absence of ligand.
AUGCGCAGACAAAUGCUAUUGAAGAAACGAUUCACGAAAUGAUGUCUUAGCUGCAAAGAGCAAUAUACGUCGUAUAGAUAAACUCCGGAAAAAAUUAUUAUUAUGUCUAAAAGAAAAGAAGACAAUCCGCUCGCAGGAGCACUUGGAAGGAGACCUCGGCAUAAUCGAAACUUAAGUCGUGAUGAUGUAAGUAACCAGGCAAGGAUUUUAGCCAGUCACUUCAUUCAUGACCGCUUGCAACAGGAUGGUGCUGAAAAUGUACCAGAUGAGGGGGAGGUGAUGCCUCCUGGAACUCCAACAGGUCCACCUAUUGAAAGGAUACGUGAAGUUGCUGCUACGAUAAGAACAAUUGGUGAUGAAUUAGAUGGUGACACGCAACUUCAGAAUGCAAUUAGUCGUAUUCCUCAAGAUUGCCCACGUGACUCUUUUAUGAGGGUUGCCAGGACUAUAUUUCAAGAUGGGAUCAACUGGGGAAGAAUUGUAGCGUUAUUUUAUUUUGCAUACAAAUUAGCUGCCAGAGCUGUUGACAAGUUGAGUUUUAUAAAGAGAAUCAUAGAAUGGGUGGUAGAGUUUAUCAAAGAUUUUGUGGCAGAAUGGAUAAUAGGCAGAGGUGGCUGGGAGUCGGUUGUUGAAUAUCUUGGUACACCCACCAUACAGGCAGCAGGUGUGAUGUUAGCAGGAUUCCUGGCUGUAUUAUACUUUGUGUGGUGGAAGUCCCGAUAGCAGUUCACAAAUUUCUCUCUAUAAAACUUUAUGUACUUCCACUUAUCUUCAAACUUAACCUGACUUAAUUUUAUUUAUUUUUGUUUAAUUAUUUUAUUAUUACUAUUUUUUGUACUGAAAAUUAUUAAACAACUAAAUAUGUAUGCACUUCCUUAGGAUUUAAUCUGCAUUUUUGUUUUUCACUCUCAAAGGUUUUGUCUGAAUGUCAGUGAGCUUGCGGCUCUAUUAAGCAGUUACCUGUGAAAAGCAAAAUUAUGGAGUUGGUCCUAAAAACUGCUCAUUUAUUUUUUAAAAAUAAUAUCAGGUGAAACAAUUACAAUGUAGCAAUGUAACAGCUGUUUGGAUAGGUUAGUAUAUCACUGAAGUAGGAGCAUAAUAACUGUCUCAGGAUGCUGAAAAACCUGGAUGCUAUUUCCAUAUAUAGCAUUGAUUAAUGGAUUUAAGGGUGCAGAGUUUUCAGCAUGUUAUGAAUUUGGUAUUAUUAUGUUGUGUUCAUGUUCUUCCAAAUAUUGUGAUAAACAAAUUUUGUCAGAGAUGUGUAAUUUUAAUUUCAAGAUACAGAAUGGCAACAUAUCCAACAGCAAUAGGUAUGGAUAAUAAAUCAUUCUUAGUUUCUGUUGUUAUAAGAUGGUGUAACAUCUGUAUCAGAUGUGUUUCAAGUAACCUGGUUACAACAAUUUAAGUAGAAUUAUAUACAAGUAAUUAUUGGUGCUUUUUGUAACCAUUUUAAGCAGUUUUUCAUUGAAAGUUCACUUAAAAGAAGAGUUUAUUGUGCUUUCCUGAGUUGAGUUUUGAUGUGUUUAAGUUUCUUAUAAAUUGUGCAGUUUCAUAAUUUUUUCAUACAGCUGGGAAAUCAGUGUGAAAGUUUUUGGGACAAAUACUUGCUUAUGUUACCUAAAGUUCAUGAGUAUCAUCUUUUUUUUUUUUUU